AUAGUAAACAUAAAACGAUUUUUCAAUAUCAGAUGAUACCACCAAACAAAUACUAGGUUUUUAACUUUAAUAUAUGCUUAUUAUUAAUCUUUAUUCUUUAUUUUAAAAACUUAUUUUUCAGAUAAAUAAAUAAAUAAGAGCCAAAACUUUCAAUCGGAAAAUUUGAUUAACUGAGUUCCAUGCGAAUAUAAACUAAAGAAAACCGGGGUGGGGGAAUCCCAUAACCCAGAAGCCAAACACAGCAGAUAGGUACGAGGGAUCAAUCUAACGGCGUGAAACGUGUUUGUCGUUGAUGGGUUGGGGUCAAAUGAAGGAAGUACCGAUGAUGUAGUACCAUACCAUCUCUGCCCUGAAAGCUUAAACCCCCACAUCCCAUCCCAUCCCAUCGUCGUCCUUCUCGCUCUUUCUCUCUCUACUGCAACUCUCUGUCUCUGUCCUGAGGCCUUGCAUGUCAAUGGGUCGGCUUCCAUUCCAUCUCUGGAUUGCUGAAGAUUAUUGGGUUUUACUUAAUUUGGGGUUUAUGCUUUUUAUUCAGAGACUUUCCCUCCUCUAAAGACGUGAUAUUUUCUUCCCCCAAAAAUUUCUAAUUUCGCUUCCUUUCUUUCUUAGGUUUUGUCUUUGCAUACUUUUCUUCUAAUCUUCUUCUUCGUUGUUAAUGAUUGUUCUCACUGUCUCUAAAAUGGCAGAUUCAUUUUAUGCUUUUAUUUGAUUUGAUUCAUUGCAGCUACAGAUACUCUUUUUUUCUUUCCAAUUCUAUUCUAUUUCACUGUUAAAAGAACAAACUUUGACUUUUGAUUGCUUUUUAUCUGCUUUCAGAAUUCAAAGGGGAAAAAAAGGAAAAAAAAAAAAAUCAAUCUUGAUUUUAAAUAACGCUGGUUCUGUCUCUGGUUCAAUGGAGUUUGAACCAUUGAGCAUGGCCAACGAGGUGAUUGAGUUCGACAUGAUGGGUUUGGGUGACAUUGAGCACCCUGUCCAAGAAUAUGAGCUUCUUCGCAAUUCCCCUGCAGCUGCUUCCCUUGCUGUUGUUCCUCCUGGUAUUGUAGCUUCUUCCACUGAACCUCUCAUCCCUGAAGGAGACACCAAUCUCGAACCUUAUGAAGGUAUGGAAUUCGAAUCGGAAGAGGCCGCCAAGGCUUUCUACAAUUCCUAUGCUCGUCGGGUCGGUUUUAGCACUCGUGUCAGCAUGUCCCGUCGCUCCAGGCGAGACGGCGCUAUCAUCCAGAGAUCAUUUGUCUGCGCUAAGGAGGGAUUUCGAGUUGACAAGCAUGACAAGCAGCCCGUACCUGAUCGAGAUGGCAGAGUCAAGCGCCCUCGUGCCGAGACCCGAGUUGGUUGCAAGGCCAUGUUGGCCGUGAAGAUUCAAGAUUCUGGGAGAUGGGUUGUCUCUGCAUUCGUCAAAGAGCAUAAUCACGAGUUGGUUCCUCCUGAUAAGGUGCAUUGCCUUCGGUCUCACCGUCAUGUCUCUGGUGCUGCAAAGUCAUUGAUUGAUACCUUACAAAGUGCUGGAAUUGGCCCAAGUGGAAUCAUGUCGGCCCUCAUUAAGGAAUAUGGUGGGAUUAGCAAUGUCGGGUUUACCGAGCGUGAUUGCAGGAAUUACAUGAGGAGUAGUCGACAGAGGACUCUCGGAGGUGAUACACAGCACCUCUUGGACUACUUGAGAAGCAAGCAAGCUGAGAAUCCAGCAUUUUUCUAUGCUGUGCAGGGAGAUGAAGAUCAGUGUAUGAGCAAUAUCUUCUGGGCUGAUCCCAAGGCAAGAACUAACUAUACUUACUUUGGUGACACUGUUACCUUUGACACUACUUAUAGGUCAAACCGAUAUAGAUUGCCCUUUGCACCUUUCACCGGAGUUAACCAUCACGGUCAGCCAGUUUUGUUUGGUUGUGCUCUCCUAAUAAAUGAGUCGGAGUCAUCUUUUGUUUGGCUGUUUGAAACUUGGUUAGCAGCAAUGUCCGGGAGGUCUCCUGUCUCGAUCACUACCGAUCAUGAUCGGGUGAUUCGGUUGGCUGUUACACAGGUUUUUCCUGAGUCCCGCCAUCGUUUCUGUAAAUGGCACAUCUUUAAAGAGUGCCAAGAGAAGCUAUCCCAUGUGCUAUCUGAACAUCCUAGUUUUGAAGCAGAGCUUCAUAAAUGUGUCAACUUGACAGAGUCGGUUGAAGAGUUUGAGUCUUGUUGGUUAUCUAUAAUUGAUAGAUAUGAUCUUAGGGAACAUGAAUGGCUGCAGUCUGUAUAUUCCAAUAGGCGGCAGUGGGUUCCAGUGUACUUGAGGGAUGCAUUCUUCGCUGAAAUGUCUAUAACGCAACGCAGUGAUAGCAUGAACUCUUAUUUUGAUGGAUAUGUGAACGCAUCAACUACUUUACAGUUGUUUGUGAAGCAGUAUGAGAAGGCUUUAGAAAGUCGGUACGAGAAAGAAGUGAAGGCAGAUUAUGAUACCAUAAACACUGCUCCUGUUCUUAAGACCCCUUCUCCUAUGGAGAAACAGGCAGCUGAGUUUUACACAAGGAAAUUGUUUAUGAAAUUCCAAGAGGAGUUGGUUGAGACGUUAACGUUUUUGGCCAGUAAAGUUGAGGUUGAGGAGGAAACCAGCACAUAUCAAGUGGCUAAAUUUGGGGAAAGCCAUAAAGCUUAUUUUGUAAGAUUUAAUGUUCAAGAGAUGAAAGUAAAUUGUAGCUGCCAGAUGUUUGAGUUCUCUGGUCUGCUCUGUAGACACAUCUUGACAGUAUUUAGGGUGACAAAUGUUCUUACUCUACCAUCUCGUUAUAUUUUGAAGCGAUGGACAAGGAAUGCCAAGAGUGGUGUUGUAUUAGAGGAACGUGCCAGUGAUUUGUUGAAUAGUUCACGGGAAUCUCUUACUGUACGAUACAAUAAUCUUCGCCAGGAGGCCCUCAAGUAUGUUGAUGAAGGAGUUAAAACUGUUGAAAUUUAUAAUGUUGCCGUGCGUGCAUUACAGGAGGCUGCGAAUAAAGUUGCUAUGGUGAUGAAGAAUGGUCUGAAAAAUGUUACUGUAAAUGGAACAGCCAGAGAAGAUCUUUUCUAUCAGGGAAGUGAAGUUACUAAUACAUUGGCUGAGGAUGAGCAGGACAGGAAAAUCCAUAAAUUGUCCCGGCAACUGGAGCGAUCAAGACGAAAAUGCACGGUGUAUCGGGCUAACUUACUUUCAGUUUUGAAAGAUAUUGAGGAACAAAAAUUACAGCUCUCAGUUAAAGUUCAAAACAUCAAGCUUGGAAUGAAAGAGUGACGGUUUUCCUCUCUCCCUCACCCUUGUAUGUUAUUCUGCAGUUCCAUAUAAUUUUAUUCUCCACCAUUAAACAUCAAAAGGGAAAUAUCAUUCGCCAUUCUUCUUGGUUUC
Messenger RNA from Ziziphus jujuba (common jujube), 3346 nucleotides. Its product is annotated as protein FAR1-RELATED SEQUENCE 5. Gene Ontology annotation, biological process: regulation of DNA-templated transcription. The record is from RefSeq and is a predicted model, not a curated record. The transcript is spliced from 2 exons. NCBI's taxonomy places the organism in Eukaryota, Viridiplantae, Streptophyta, Magnoliopsida, Rosales, Rhamnaceae. Gene Ontology annotation, molecular function: zinc ion binding. Bases 893 to 3235 code for a protein of 780 amino acids.